Molecule: messenger RNA, 1992 nt
Organism: Melanaphis sacchari
Lineage: Eukaryota; Metazoa; Arthropoda; Insecta; Hemiptera; Aphididae
Product: proton-coupled amino acid transporter-like protein CG1139
Exons: 10
Coding region: 310-1875 (521 amino acids)
Biological process (GO): amino acid transmembrane transport
Cellular component (GO): vacuolar membrane
Molecular function (GO): amino acid transmembrane transporter activity
Source: RefSeq, a predicted model, not a curated record
AUAAUAAAUAUGAUGAGAUAAUGGAAUUGGCAGCAUAAACUAUUUUCCAUUUGGUAAUACGGGAAUGAGAGAUAAUUGGUGUCUAAUACUGUCUAUUGUGUGUGCGUUGUUGUAAAUUGAGUAAUAUCUUUCAAGUUUUUUUUUUAUCAGUAUUCAGUACUCAAUCAUACUUUUGAUCGUGCUGUAUACUUUUACGAAUACUGGCAAUUAAUUCGAUAACUACGAAAAUGUUAAAAAUCACUGAUGGAAUAGAAAACAUUAAUAAUUGAAUUAUUCCAACAUUUUUUGAAACAAUUUGAUUCUAUCAAUAUGACUACUGAGAUCAAUGGAGACUUCAACAUUAAUGAUGGACAUAUCAAAGUCCAAACAGCAAAACCAGGGCAAACAAGUUUUGCAAAUUGUGAUAAAAUGACUAUUAAAACUACUAGAGUUAAUGAAGACAAACCACUAUUAACUGGUACAGCUACACUCUACAACGAAAAUGGAAGUAAUUUCCUCUCUUCAACUCCUAGAAUAUUACCUAAUACAAACAUUUCUAGUGGUCCAGUGAGUGAAUCAUUGGAAAAAAAUAGCGUUAAUAGUGGAUUAACAUCAGAUUAUAAUCCAUUACUAAACCGACAAUUAGAAAACCCUACAUCGAAUUUUGAUACCAUGAUACAUUUAUUAAAGGGAAAUAUUGGUACUGGAAUUUUAGCUAUGCCUGAUGCGUUCAGAAAUUCAGGAUGGGUUGUAGGUUUAAUAUGUACUUCACUUUUGGGAGCUAUUUGCACACAUUGUAUGCAUAUGUUGGUACGGUGUUCUCAUGAGUUGUGUGUCAGAACACAAAGACCAUCUCUUUCAUUUCCUAAUGUCGCAGAAAUGGCUUUUGAAUAUGGCCCGCCCAAAUUACAAAAAUAUUCAUCAGUUGCCAGUAAAUUUAUUAAUACUUUCUUAGUUAUGACUCAACUGGGCUUUUGUUGCGUGUACUUUUUGUUUGUAGCCACUAAUUUACAAGAAGUGAUAACUCAUUACUUUUCUAUAAAAAUGUCUGUUCAGUCAUAUUUGCUUAUAUUAUUGGUGCCAAUGAUAUUUUUGAAUUGUGUGAAGAGUCUAAAGUAUCUAACUCCGGCAUCUUUUUUAGCAACCAUAUUGACUGUGAUUGGAUUAGGAAUUACUUUUUUCUACUUACUUCAAGGGCUUCCAAAGACAUUAAAUGUCAAAGCUUUUUCAUCUUGGCAACAAUUACCCCUUUAUUUUGGAACUGCAGUAUAUGCAUUUGAGGGCAUUGGAAUGGUUUUACCAUUAGAAAAUAAUAUGAAAAAUCCUGAAUCUUUUGGUGGAAUGACUGGUGUUUUAAAUACUGGAAUGGUUAUUGUAACCAUCUUAUAUACAUCAAUUGGAUUUUUUGGAUAUUUGCGAUACGGAGAAGCUGUUAAAUUAGGAAGUAUUACAUUGAAUCUUCCUGCUGAAGAUUUAUUAGCUCAAUGUGUCCGGGUAGCAAUGGCAUUUUCAAUAUUUUUGUCUUAUGGUCUUCAAUUCUAUGUUCCAAUUGGUAUUAUAUGGCCUGCUUUAAAAGGAUAUUUCCACUCACAGUCUAGUCAACGUAAUGCUGAAUUGAGUAUCAGAGUGUUUCUCGUCACACUAACAUUUGCUUUAGCUGCUGCCAUUCCAAACCUAUCAGCAAUCAUUUCAUUAGUUGGAUCAUUUAGCAGUUCAGCAUUAGCUUUAAUAUUUCCACCUAUUAUUGAAAUUAUGACAUUUUGGGAUCAUUGCUCUGGCAAAGAGUUUACGCUGAUGUUGAUUAAAGAUAUUAUUAUUAUUAUAAUCGGUUUUCUUGGAUUUGGUUUUGGAUCGUAUGCUAGUUUAUGGAAUAUUAUUGAACCCGUAAGCAGUUAAUUUAGCAUUGGGUAUAAAAAUGCUUCAAAUAUCCACCAGUAUUUCAAUUAUUGAUCUUGAUAAUUUAUUGUCUUCCUAAAUCAAUUAUAAUUUUAAUUUUUUUUUUUUAAUUAUAUG